This is a messenger RNA of Mytilus californianus (California mussel), 2711 nucleotides long. RefSeq lists its product as uncharacterized. The transcript has 3 exons. NCBI's taxonomy places the organism in Eukaryota, Metazoa, Mollusca, Bivalvia, Mytilida, Mytilidae. Bases 68 to 2410 code for a protein of 780 amino acids. The record is from RefSeq and is a predicted model, not a curated record.
AACAUUUGUAAAAUUGUAGGUGUGUUGCUUAAGUAUGGACAUAUAUGAAAGUUAAUGCUAUUUCAUUAUGGAUAUAAAUAUUGGACGAACAUUCAAACAAGGUGUAGCAGAAAAUAGAAAUAUUCAUCGAAUGAGAAAAGUAACGUAUUGGGAAAAAUAUGGAGUUAAACGUUUUCCAUACCGUGGGAUACGACGGUUCACUCCAAUUCUCAAUCAACAUUUUGACGGUCAAAUUAGUAUAACAAACGAUGUAUUUGGCCUCACUAUUCAGCAAUUUGAACGGACAUUUAGAGCCUGUUUGGAAAGAAGAAAACAAAAUUCUCAAUGCAUACUUAAUAUAAGAUAUCCUGUGAAAUCUUCCAACAAAUACCUUGAAUAUUUGGAAAAUUGUACAGGUCAUAUUGAAGGUAAUGUGCUCUGGACCGGAAUAAAUGUUAAUAAUAAAUACAUGUAUGAACAGCUUGUUCAAAUAGUCGGAACAGAAAGAGACAUACGUUAUAGACAACGGUUAUUUCUGCUUAAAGAUAUGAUAGAAAGUAAUAUGGACAUUUCUAAAUUACCACAUAUUACAAGUGGAAGUAUAUCUGAAGGACUUGAUUUACCCGGCAGUGACCUUGAUAUAAUGUUUGUAAUUGGUGUUGUAGAAGUGAUAAAUAUGGCAGAAAAUAUAAAAUAUUCACGAAAAUAUACCACGCUGAUGAUGGAAACAGACCCCUUGUAUCCAGGGUUUACAAGACUGAAGUUAGCUGCAGACGACUAUCAUUCUUCUUAUCGUUUGAUCAAAGAUUCUCUAGUACAAAGUUUGCAAACCAACAAAAAUGGUUUUUAUGUAUCAACCUAUAAAUUCGUUCAAAAUAUUCAACAAAUAACGGAAUCAGUUGAAACGUUACUACACGGUCCAUGUUUAUCAGAUUUACAUGAGGAAAUGGACUUUGCGUAUUGUCUCCGUUGUAAAUCGUUCCCAUACAAUGCAAGCAAUUGGGUAAAUCGUCAUAGAAAACAUUGGCCACCUAAUGAAGUAAUUGAUACAAUUGUAAAGAACGGCUGUUUGUUGGUACCUGUUGGACCUAAAACAAUGACAAACGAUCAAUUGUUGUGGAGGUUAUCUUUUUCUGUGGCAGAAAAACAACUGGUUCAUUCGUUUAAUUAUACGCAAUUAUUAUGUUACGGCCUUCUUAAAUUAACAUUGAAACACAUCAUUAACAAACAACCUGGUGCAAAGGAUUUGUUAUGCUCCUACUUUCUGAAAACAACGCUAUUCUGGUUAUCAGAGAAAGUGUCUAUCGAGACAUUUCAGUUAGCUAACAUAUUUAACUGCUUUUUCUUGUGUUUAGAUACAUUAAGAUCGUUUAUUAACAAUUGCUACUGUCCUAACUACUUUAUACCUGAACAAAAUAUGUUUCAAGGAAAGGUCAAUAUGAGAAAUAAUAAGAGAUUGCUAAGUAUCCUUCACAGUAUUGAACGUGGCGGAACAGCUGGACUGAUAUCUAAUUUUUUUUCCGAAGGUGCUACUUUAGAUUGCCUAGCACCAACUUUUAAAUGCAAAUCUUCCACGCAGUUAGAUUUUUUCUUUUAUAAAUAUAUCUCCGUAUUAAGGUCUGAAACGUAUAUAAAUAACUGUUACCGAGGAAUGAUUAUUGCUAAAUCUUUCCUUAAGAGUGAAUCGUCUAUCUUUGUACGGGAUGUAUGUAAAUGGUGGCUGGACAGUCUCAAUCAUUUUGUGGUGCAACUACUUCCUCGUCCAUUUUUGGGACAGAAUGUCAAAAAUAAACAAAAUCGUUAUCAUAAACAUUUACUUCAAAGUUUACAAACAGAUGCUGUGAAUGGUUGGCUGUUAUACGCUUCGUUUUAUUACGUACUUGGACAGUACAAAGUUACACUCCGAAUUACAGAUUAUGUUUUAUCAAAGUGUACAGAUGAUAAGUUAUAUAUAGGCUUUUUAAGUUUUCCCCAAGAUAAAAUAAAUAACUAUGCGAAAAAUAUCUGUACAAAAAACGUAACACUUAAUGAAAAGGCGAAAUUAGCGACUAUAAAUCAUUUUACAUACUUGAAACGUUCUUCUUUAAUACCUGCGGAGCUAAGCCUGGAGGUGGAAAAUAAUGCAUUGUAUGUACCUCCUGUUGUUUUAACUCAUUGUCUUAGAGUUCUGUGUUUCCAUCAUCUCGGUGAAACCUUCAAUACACUACAAUCAUUGCAGGAUUUGAACUUAACUGUUAGAGGAAAAUAUUUCAUCACAAGCAGUCUAACAUCUGAAACAUUAACAAUUCUCGGUGUGUGCUGUGAGGUAUCUGGUGAUAUAGAUUCAGCUUAUGUUUGCUACGAUAAAGUUUCACGUAUUCAUGUUGGGACUAAUAAUACAGCAGAAAUUAGAAAAAUCGAACUCUUGAAAAGACGAAAUGAUAGACUCUAGAAAUAGUCGUUCUGUAAAUGGAUGUUUUCUUUAAUGCACAUUUUGAAUGUAUUUGUUUUCUGUACGUCUAAAACAAUUUCAUCUAUUUAUAGAUUAUCGUUGGUUAUUUCAACGAGAUUGAUUUUCACGCUUAAGCCGGUACGGCGAAAGUGAGAAAAGCAAUCGAGUUGAGAUGACCAAUGAUAAUCUGUUUAUCGCUAUAUUACCUAUGAAGACGUUGUUAAUUUCCUUGACAACAGCACGUGUUUCCUUAGUUUCUAGCGAUAACUUUCAUAUCACUCGACUCCGUUUUCAUAUCACU